Solanum stenotomum is the source of this 1724-nucleotide messenger RNA. RefSeq names its product premnaspirodiene oxygenase-like. The record is from RefSeq and is a predicted model, not a curated record. The transcript has 2 exons. Lineage: Eukaryota; Viridiplantae; Streptophyta; Magnoliopsida; Solanales; Solanaceae. Gene Ontology annotation, molecular function: iron ion binding; heme binding; oxidoreductase activity, acting on paired donors, with incorporation or reduction of molecular oxygen. Bases 44 to 1564 code for a protein of 506 amino acids.
UUAAAGCCUAUACACCCCUCUCUUAGCUUUAGCUAUCUAUCUAAUGGAGUUUCAAUUUCCAUUCAAUUUCAUUUUCUUAUUCCUUUUCCUAUCAUUCCUCUAUUUACUACUUGUGGAAUGGAAAAAAUCAAGAAACUUAAACAGAAAACUUCCUCCAGGCCCAUGGAAAUUGCCCUUUAUAGGAAGUGUCCAUCACUUGGCAUUAGAAGGUGGACUUCCUCAUCAUGCACUCACAAAUUUGGGUAAAAAACAUGGACCUUUCAUGCACCUUCAACUAGGAGAAAUUUCUACCAUCAUAGUUUCUUCUAUGGAUAUGGCGCGAGAGGUACUGAAAACUCAUGACCUCGCUUUUGCAUCAAGGCCUAAAUUAUUAGCCCUCGACAUAAUAUGUUACAAGAGCACUGACAUCGCAUUUAGUCCUUAUGGAAAUUACUGGAGACAGAUGCGCAAAGUAUGUGUCUUGGAACUUCUCACUACCAAGAACGUAAGAUCCUUUAGUUCCAUUAGGCGGGACGAGGCUUCACACCUUGUGCAAUUCAUCCAGUCAUCAACACGUGACGAGCCAAUAAAUGUUACGGAGCGGAUUUUAUGGUACCAGAGCUCAAUUACAUGCAAAGCAGCAUUUGGGGAAUUGUUGAAAGAUCAAGAGAAAUUCCUUGGAAUACUAAGAGAAUUGAUGGAAGUGGCAGGUGGAUUUAAUUUGGCUGACAUUUUCCCUUCAAUCAAGAUCCUUCAAGUGUUAAGUGGAUUGAAGAGUAGAAUCUUGAAAGUUCACAAAAAUAUUGAUGUUAUUGUUGAGGAUGUUAUCAAUGAGCACAAGAAGAAUAUUGCAAGUGGUAAAAAAGGAAAUGGUGCAUUUGGAGGUGAAGAUUUAGUUGAUGUUCUACUAAGAUUAAUGGAGAGUGGGGGACUUAAAAUCCCAAUCACCAAUGACAACAUCAAAGCAAUUAUCAUUGACUUGUUCUCUGCGGGAACAGAAACUUCAUCAACAACAGCAACAUGGGCUAUGUCAGAAAUGAUGAGGAAACCAAGUGUAUUAGCAAAGGCACAAGCUGAGGUAAGAGAAGCAUUCAAAGGAAAAGAAACUUUCGAUGAAGAUGUUAUUGAGGAAUUGAAAUACUUAAAACAAGUUGUUAAAGAAACCUUCAGACUUCAUCCUCCACUCCCUCUCUUAGUCCCUAGAGAAUGCAGGGAAGAAACAAACAUCAGCGGUUACACUAUCCCAUUAAAAACAAGAGUGAUGGUUAACGUUUAUGCAAUGGGGAGGGACCCGAAGUAUUGGGAAGAUGCAGAAAGCUUUAUCCCUGAGAGAUUCGAGCAGAGCUCUGUGGAUUUCAUGGGGCAUAACUUUGAGUAUCUUCCUUUUGGUGCCGGAAGGAGAAUGUGUCCUGGGAUUACCAAUGUUUAUCUUCCACUAGCUAAAUUGUUGUAUCAUUUUGAUUGGAAAUUACCUGAUGGUAUGAAGCCUGAGGAUGUGGACAUGACUGAAUUUUCCGGAAUAACUGCAGCAAGAAAGAGCGAGCUCUACUUGAUUGCCACUCCUUAUUAUCCUUCUCAUGAAUGAUAUUUUAUCCUCUCUGUUCUUCUUUUUUUGUUUGUGAAUUAUGUAUUUAAUGAUAUUUGUUUCAACCUGGUAUGUAAUAUAUUCAUGUGUUGUUCAAUGAUCAGUUCAUGUACUUAGAAGUUUUGUUUAUUAAGAAUAAUAGCUUCACCAUCAAAAAUAA